AGCAAAGAUGUGGCUCCCAAUAAGUUAGAGGUUUUCUUCUCUUCCUUUCCUUCCCAAGUUUUCUCCUUUUCUUCCAAUCCCCACUUCCCCUUUCGUUCUCACUCUCACUCCCAAACCUCCUUACACCACGAAGCUAUCUCACAAUUCAAUGGCUUGCUUAAGGGAAAUAUUUUGGGAUUUCUUGUGAAGAUGAAGCGCUACCCUACUGCUAUUUCUCUCAUUAAGCAAAUGGAGCUUAAGGGAAUUCGCCCUGGCCUUGUUAUUCUCACCAUAUCCAUCAAUUGUUUCUGUCACUUAGACCAAUUGGCCUUAGCUUUCUCUGUAUUUGCCAAGAUUCUCAAACGGGGUUAUCACCCAGAUGCCAUAACAUUAACUACACUGAUCAGAUCUUUCUGUGAUAAGGGUGAGAUCAAGAAAGCACUAAGCUUUCACGACAAAGUAGUAGCAUUAGGAUUUCCGCUCAACUAGUUUACCUACGGGACUCUGAUCAAUGGAUUGUACAAAAUAGGAGAAACUAAAGCUGCCAUCAAAUUGCUCAGAAGGAUUGAAGGUCUAUCAACGGUAAUGUACAGUACAAUUAUUAACCGCCUAUUCAAAGAUAAACAUACAAAAGAAGCUUAUAAUAUGUAUUCUGAAAUGGUUGUCAAAGAAAUCUCUCGUAAUGUUGUUACCUAUACUGCUCUAGUUUAUGGCUUUUGCUUUGUGAAUCAGAUAGAACAAGCGUUUCGUUUCAUUUCAUAAAUGAAAUGCUAUCCAAUGGUAUCAAGCCAAAUGUUUAUACCUAUAGUAUAUUGAUGGAUGCAUUAUGUAAGCAAGGAAAGCUAAGAGAAGCAAAGAAUGUGUUGGGUGUGAUGAUAAAAGCUUAACGUGAAACCUAAUUAUUUUAGCUUAUUGCUUUAAUGGAUGAGUAUUGCUUAGUUAAUGAAAUGAAGAAUGUGAAACAAGUAUUUAAUGCAAUGAUCCGGAUAGGAGUGAGUCCAAGUGUAUCCAGCUACACUAUCAUGAUAAAUGGACUCAUAAGGAACGAUAGGUUGGAUUAGGCCAUAAAACUCUUUCAGGAAAUGCGCAAGAGGGAUGUGGUUCCUAAUAAAGUAACUUACAAUAGUCUUAUAAAUGGUUUUUGCAAAUCUGGGAAAAUAGCUUAUGUUUGGAAUCUUAUUGAUGAGAUGCAUGAUAGAAAUCAACCAUCGGAUACAAUCACUUACAAUUGUUUGUUAGAUGCUUUAUGCAAAAACUAUCAUCUAGACAAGGCAUUUGAAUUAUUCAAGACAAUGAUGGAAAAGGGAAUUCAACCGGAUAUGUACACAUGGAACAUACUUAUUAAUGGAAUCUGCAGAGGGGGAAGACUUGAGAAGGCACCAGAGAUCUUUCAAGAUCUUUCAAUUAAAGGCUACCCUUUAGAUGUAUGUAGUUAUAGUACUAUGAUAAGUGGUCUUUGUAAAAAGGGUUUGCUUGAUGAGGCAUUGACCUUAUGGUCCAAAAUGGAAGACAAUGGUUGCUUGCCUGAUGCAGUAGCUUUUGAAAUAAUGAUUACUGCUCUCUUGGGAAAGGAUGGCACUGAUAAGGCAGAGGCAUUUCUUCGUGAAAUGAUCUCUAGAGGCUUGUUGUAAUAGUAGAAGGUGAAAUCUCAUUUAUUAGAGGAGUCUUACCUUUCUUCAACUUAUUCCUCACAUGCUGCAUACUGGAUGUGGAAUUGAUAUUUUUUUAUUUUUUAUUGUGUACCCUGCAUUUUGAUUGCUAUAGAGCUUCUGUUUUCUUUGA
Molecule: messenger RNA, 1761 nt
Organism: Vigna umbellata (rice bean)
Lineage: Eukaryota; Viridiplantae; Streptophyta; Magnoliopsida; Fabales; Fabaceae
Molecular function (GO): protein binding
Source: RefSeq, a predicted model, not a curated record